UCGAGACCAAACUAUUCUCAGGUUUAGAUCCAUCGACUGAAACGACAUACAUACCUAGAGCGUCAAUCCGAUCUAAUCUCGCCGCUCCUCCGGCCAACCGCACCGCCGACCAGCCAUGGGACGCAGAGGAGGAGGAGGAGGAGGGGGUUUCCGGUCCGCGCCUCGCGUCAGGACCCUGCCCACCAAGCCGGCGCCCAAGGCCCCGGCUCCGGUACCGGCAUCCGCCGGCGGCCACAACAACGUCAUUUCUGCCCUGGCGUACAACAUCGUCGACGGCAUCACUUGGGGCGCCGGCAACGCCAUGGGCCACAGGUUCGUCGAGUUCUUUGCCGGACCCCGCACCAUCCAGGUCGCCUCCUCCGAGCCCCAGGCAGCCACUCAGGCUGGACGGUCAGGUAGCAAAACUGGUCGGUCCGGGCUGCAAUAUUGGGCCCGAGAAAAUGUCUGUCCGGUCCGGGUUUUAACCGAGCCGCUCGGUCGGACCGAGAAAACGCAGUCACCGCCGUCGCCGUUCGUUGUCGUCGCACCCACCGGCAGCCCCACGGUGAACCACCAUGUCCCCGAGGUUCCUCUCCCCUUCCUUCCUCUCCUCCCCGUGCGCCGUAUCCUCUUGCCGCCGGUCGCCAUCGCGGUCUUGCAUGAACUGCCGCUGUUCUGGAGUUCUCGAACAUGGCCUCAAACCCAACGGUGGCACUAAUUCCUGCGGGUAUUGCGGCUGCAUGAAUCAAGCACCAAUAUUGCACCCGCACACAUCGACGCUGGUGGUUGUUCCCGGUCCGCUCGGUCCAGUCGGUCCAGCCCGGGCUUCGUCGCCGCCGGUCUGGUCCCUGAAAACAGAACCGCUCGGCUGCUCGGUCCGGUCCGGCUUGGACCGACGGCGGCCGGUCCAAACGCCGGCUCGGACCGUGUCCACCCUGAGCAGCCACCGCCGCCGCCGAUUCGUCCCUCGACUCGUGCGGCCCUCACAACAAGGCCUUCGCCGACUGCCUAAACCACUCCCAGAGCGACAUCAGCCGGUGCCAGUUCUACCUCGACUUGCUCAACCAGUGCCGCCGCGGCUCCAGCAACGCCGGCCUCGCCGCCGCAACCACCAUCGCUUAGACAUCGAGAUCUCGGCUCAAUCGGUCGCCUAGUUUUAGUUUAUAUCGGUUUAUCUACCAAGAUUAAUUCCUGUUGCCAGCCAUGGUAUUUGUAGUAGUACUAGCCAUCUGGUCUGACAUAUAAUCGUCUCAAGUCCUUUUGUUUUACUGUUGAU
Triticum aestivum (bread wheat) is the source of this 1255-nucleotide messenger RNA. RefSeq lists its product as uncharacterized. The record is from RefSeq and is a predicted model, not a curated record. Bases 116 to 697 code for a protein of 193 amino acids. The transcript has 3 exons. NCBI's taxonomy places the organism in Eukaryota, Viridiplantae, Streptophyta, Magnoliopsida, Poales, Poaceae.